Gadus morhua (Atlantic cod) is the source of this 5108-nucleotide messenger RNA. It is a transcript of the gene slitrk5b, whose product is annotated as SLIT and NTRK-like family, member 5b. The coding region runs from base 314 to 2893 and encodes 859 amino acids. The record is from RefSeq and is a predicted model, not a curated record. The transcript has 2 exons. Gene Ontology annotation, molecular function: protein binding. NCBI's taxonomy places the organism in Eukaryota, Metazoa, Chordata, Actinopteri, Gadiformes, Gadidae. Gene Ontology annotation, biological process: positive regulation of synapse assembly; axonogenesis.
GAGAGAGAGAGAGAGAAUAAGCAACUUUGUUACCAGGCAUAGCAGUGCGUCUCCUCCGGCGGGGAGUGUUAUAAAGAGGAGCGUUUGGCAGAUAUGGUUGAUCAGCACUUCUCGGCUCCUGUGUGGCGGUGCGAUGGAGACGCCACCCCGGCUUCGCGUCCUGAUUCUCACUUCUUCUUCUUCAACGUUUGACGGAUUUACGAUGAACAGCGCGAGGAGACGGUUCACGAGGAGCGCGGCUCCUCCACAGUUCGCAUGAGAGGAGACUGGCGACUCAUCCCUCAGUGAACAUCGUCCCCAGCAACGAGAAAACAUGCAUCCCUGGAUUCUGCUUCUCUGUACGAUUGCAACAUCCAUGAGCGUGGCGGAGAUGUUCCAGAGCUACGGGGACACGUGUGAGCGUCUGUGUGCCUGCGAGGAGAAGGAGGACGUCCUCACCGUGGGCUGUGAGGCCCGCGGCAUCGGGAGUCUCAGCGAGGUCCAGCCCGUGUACUACCCCACCUACCACCUCCUGCUCACCGGGAACCUGCUGAGCAAGCUCUCGGUCGACGACUUUGUGGCGUACACGGGCCUGACCAUCCUGCACCUGGGCAGCAACGACAUCUCGGAGGUGCAGCCGGGGGCCUUCAACGGCCUGCAGGGAUUGAGACGGCUGCACCUCAACAACAACAAGAUCGACGCGCUGAGAGAGGAGCUGUUCUACGGUCUGGAGAACCUGGAGUAUCUGCAGUUGGACUACAACUACAUCACGCACGUGGAGGCGGACUCCUUCAGCCGCCUGAUGCACCUGGAGGUCCUGAUCCUCAACGACAACCUCAUCUCCUCGCUGCCCACCAACGUCUUCCAGCUGGUUCCCCUGACCCACCUGGACCUCCGGGGGAACCAGCUGAAGACGCUGCCGUACUCGGGGCUGCUGGAGCACAUGACGGACGUGGUGGAGCUGCAGCUGGAGGAGAACCCCUGGAACUGCUCCUGCGAGCUGAUCGCCCUGAAGACCUGGCUUGAGAGCAUCUCGUACACGGCGCUGGUCGGGGACGUGGUCUGCGAGUUCCCCUUCCGGCUGCACGGCCGCGACGCCGAUGAGCUCUCCAAGCAGGAGCUGUGUCCUCGCCGGGCCAUCGCCGAGUACGAGAUGCCCCGUCUGAGCAGCGAUGCGUACCAGCGCACGCCUCCCGCCGCCGUCACCUCCCCCUUCACCUCCUCGGGCAUCGCCCGCUCCUCCUCUAGGCCCACCAAAGGACCGCGGCAGUCGGGCAAAUUAAAGUCGAAGCCCACCGCGCGAGUCCCGUCCAAUAAGCCUCAGAAUUACGGUCAAAUUGUUUCAUAUCAGACUAAGUCCCCGGUGCCUUUAGAUUGCCCCGCUGCCUGCACUUGUAAUCUUCAAAUAUCAGACCUGGGCCUGAAUGUUAAUUGCCAAGAGAGGAAAGUAGAGCGGAUCUCUGAUUUAAAUCCCAAGCCGUACAAUCCUAAGAAGAUGUAUCUCACGGGGAACUACAUCACAGUCGUCCGCAGGUCAGACUUCAUCGAGGCGACCGGUCUGGAUUUGCUCCAUCUGGGAAACAAUCGAAUCGCUCACAUACGUGACCGGGCGUUCGGCGACUUGAAGCACCUACGCCGGUUAUACCUCAACGGCAACGUGAUCGAACGCCUCACCGGCGACAUCUUCUACGGCCUGGAGAGCAUCCAGUUCUUGUACCUAGAAUACAACGUCAUCAAAGAGGUGGCCGUCAACACCUUCCAGCACGUCCCCAACCUCCAGCUGCUGUUCCUGAACAACAACCUGCUGAAGGCCUUGCCCGAGGGCGCCUUCACGGGCCUGACGCUCGCCCGGCUGAACCUGCGCAACAACCAUCUCCGCUCGCUGCCCGUCAGCGGCGUGCUGGACCAGCUCUCCGCCCUGGUGCAGGUGGACCUCUUCGAGAACCCCUGGGACUGCUCCUGCUCCAUCCUGGAGCUGCGUAGCUGGCUGGAGCAGCUCAGCACGGGCACCGUGGUCAACAACGUCAUCUGCAGCUCCCCCAGGAAGCUGUCGGGGGAGGACAUGCGGUACAUCAAGACCACCAACUUCUGCCCCAACAACGCGUCCGCCGUGGCCCCCGCGGUCACGCCCUCGGAGGAGGCGUUCCCCGGCAGCACCGUCACCAUAGAGACCUCGCUGGACUCGGACGCGCCGCGCGACGCCGUCCCCCUGUCGGUGCUCAUCCUCGCCCUGCUCCUCAUCUUCAUAGCGUCGGUGUUCGUGGCGGCGGGGCUGUUCGCGGCCGUGAGGAAGAGGCACCAGAAGGCGCAGCACGAGCAGAACAUGUCGGUGAAUGCCUGCAUCAGCUCGCUGAACAUGGAGUACGGCCUGUACAAGAAGGCGGCCAUCCCCAAGGUCCGGACCUCCGCCGGCCACGUGUACGAGUUCAUCCCCCCCCCUGCCGAGCACGCCGCCCCUACCCCCGUCAGCCAACCCCUGGACACGUACCGGGAUCUGGAGGGGUUAAACGGGCCCUUCCUGGGCGACGUCGACCACGAGGCGCUGAGCUCCGAGUACGGCAGCACCGCCACGGAGCCCCCCGUCAUCAGACGCUGCUGCGGCCUCAAGGACGGGGCGUACUACCACAGGGACGCGUCGGAGACGGAACCCCGCGGCCCCCACUGCGGCACGCUGCCGUGCCGGCACAGCGAACACACAUCCGCUCGCUACGACGCAGACUUUGAUGCGAGGCCCCAGUGCACGCACCCCGAGAGAGUACAGCAGCAGACGAUCCUGUACUGCUCCGCUCCCAGUACUGCGUACGCGGCCUCGGAGCCCAGCCGCAGCGAGUACUGGGAGCUGAAAGCCAAGCUGCACAUUGAUCCAGAUUACCUUGAAGUGCUGGAGAAACACACGACUUAUUCACAGUUCUAGCUUUGUAGAGGCGCGUGUGUGUGUGUGUGUGUGUGUGUGUGUGUGUGUGUGUGUGUGUGUGUGUGUGUGUGUGUGUGUGUGUGUGUGUGUGUGUGUGUGUGUGUGUGUGUGCGUGCGUGCGUGCCUGUGUGUGUGUGCGUGUGUGUGUGUAAAGCACGCUGUCUAGGAUCCCCUGUGUAAUAUAUGCCAAUUAUGUAAAUUACAUGAAAUUGUGUUUUUAUUGCAGAUUUUUACCGUCAUUCGGAAUCACUUUGUUUGUGAACAGUAAUUGUAAAUAGAUUCUUUGCUGAAAGCGGGAUGGAGGGUAUUUCUACUUAAGGCAUACUUAACAGAGUAAAGGAUACGGUCUUGGACCGGGAACCAACCACAAUAUUAUUCCAAAGGCAGAAAGCUGGCAUCAGGACAGACAUCAAUAAACGAUCCAAAAAGACACCCCCUUCAGCGACUGAACUAUGCAAACAAAAAAUAAGCAGGCGAAUAUGUUCCGACACAAACAAGUUUGAUCCGUCUCUGUGGUGAGCAGCCUGUCGAUACUAACGAUGUCAGCGCCGGGUGCCGGUGUACAAACCGCCUCUGAGGGCAGGAGGCGCUGGCCCGGAGGCACCGGGGUCAGCCUGCUGGCACGGGUCGGCCUCCUAAAUGCAUUACUUACUGUAGUGAACUGUUCUGGAAUCAGUGGGCCGCUGUAGAACUCUGGGCGGACCGGCGUCUCAUCACUGACCCUCCCUGAUGGGGGAGGUCCGCUGGGGUCCCAUGGGAGACGGCUUUCAGCUGAGGGGAUGUGGGUGGUCUUAGAUCGGUUGGCCUUGGGCCCCCACUCCAUGCAUAUGUUUUUUAUACAACAUUAUUUUUGUACUACAGUAUAUAACACUCAUAUGUAUCUGUUUAUCUCCCGUUUGAUUUUGCACAGAAAUGCACUAUUGACUGUAACACGUUGACGAUGAGAUGUCACUUUCUUUGAUGUAAAACACGAUGAAGAGCAAUCCCUCUGCAAAAUUGUAUAAAAAUCAAAUGAUGACACAUCUAAAAAUAAAUGAACACAGAACGUUGUUGCACUAUGCAGUGAUAGAACAAGGUGGUUUGUUGUCUGAGUAUGUCUAUACUAUCCUCUAUAAUGCCCCAAUAGAACCCUUAUACAUCCCGGAUUUAAUGCAUCUUACAUCUCAUCUCUGAGGACACACAACUGGUACCUGGUAGCGUCGUUACACUGAUUUAAUUUCUCAUUCAAAACAUAAAAAGGGUGUGAUUCAAAAAAUAUUAAUUUUGCAUUCUGCUCGGUUUGUGUGAGUGCAUGACUGCAGCUGACUGUAUCACUGUUCGGUCUUUGGUGCACAGUGUACGUGCAGAAAUAGAAUUGUACCCUCGUUCAUGUUUGGUGCACGGUGAGCUCGUACACGUUAGCACUGAGCCCUUUGAUGGCAGCCAGCAGCCCCAGGUCUAUGCUAUCUGAACCUCUGGUGUAUUAACAGGACUGAACCAUUAACGUGAGCGACGUUGCUUGUCUUCUUAAUGCAUCGGAGGAUCCCGAUCAGGAGUGGGUUAGAGUCACUCAGAGCUUCCCAACACUGGUGAUGACUAUGCUUUGUUUUGCAACACGAGCUGUUAGCUUUCUUGAUGUAGAAAACCAGUCAGCAGCUUAGGUGUAAAUAGUGACGCAACCACACACACACACACACACACACACACACACACACACACACACACACACACACACACACACACACACACACACACACACACGAGUGUUUUCAUUUUCAGUACUUUCUCUCUCAGUUGAGGACUUUUACCAUCCAUUUGGUUCAGUAUGUGAGUCACAAAUUGGAGGCAAUUUCAUGCAGAAUAAAUGAGUUGUUGAUGUAAGAAUUCAAACACUCCUGAUGAGAGAUUACCAAACGUGCAUUGUUCAACAUAUAUUUUUAUACAACAGAAAAGAAACUGGGGAAAUCACUGUUAUUUUUAUCAUUAUCAUUCCAAUUAUAAUACCUACUAUUAUUCUGCUCUUUUCUGUUUGAUCAAUUGUAAAUAGAACGCUGUUGUCAUGUGAACUGAUGGUCUUAAGCUCAUGUUUUUGUUAGAUUGCAGAAAGCAACACCUCACACAAACACGCACACGCACACACACACAAGGGGAUAGCCAAUGGAAAUGGAAGAUGUGAAUUAUUGUUUAAAACGGGUCCUGAGCUUUGUCCAUUAAAUUAAUAAAACAUAUGAAUUAA